AUGUCUGCUCGUGGACAGAGGAGUGCCAGCCAGAAGCCCAAGGCUCAAUCGCCUUUGGUAAAGUACUAUGUCGUGCUCUACAACACCGUUCUCUUCUUCGGCUGGUCCUACGUGCUGGUUCGCUUGGCCCAGUUCUUCCUGGAUGGCCACCACGUGGGCACCACUCAGGGCGUUCCCCUGUGGUCGUACCUCCGCGAUCCCCUGCUCCUCUUCCAGUCCGCCGCCCUCCUUGAGAUCGUCCACGCGAUCACCGGCGUGGUGCGCAGCCCGCUGAUGACCACGCUCAUGCAAGUGGCCUCGCGUCUGCUCCUGACCUGGGGUAUCGCCAACAUCGCCCCCAUCGCGCAGAACCACUACUUCCUCGCCUCCAUGGUCGCCGCGUGGGGCAUCACCGAGAUCAUCCGCUACUCGUACUACGCCUUCAACACCCUCAACGGUCAUGCGCCCUACUUCCUUCUGUGGCUCAGGUACACCUUGUUCUACGUCCUGUACCCUCUGGGCGUGGCCAGCGAGAUCGGCCUGAUCAUCGUGUCCCUCUCGUGGGUCCGCGAGACCGACGUCUUCUCCUUCCACAUGCCCAACAAGUGGAACUUCGCCUUCGACUAUCAUACCGUCCUCAUCAUCGCCAUCCUGAGCUACCUGCCCGGCUUCCCCACGCUCUUCAUGCACAUGGUCACCCAGAGGAAGAAGUGCCUCGGCACUCCCGCCCCGACCAAGAAGCACUAA
Messenger RNA from Acanthamoeba castellanii str. Neff, 726 nucleotides. Its product is annotated as tyrosine phosphatase, putative. The transcript has 7 exons. NCBI's taxonomy places the organism in Eukaryota, Discosea, Longamoebia, Acanthamoebidae. Gene Ontology annotation, cellular component: endoplasmic reticulum membrane. Bases 1 to 726 code for a protein of 241 amino acids. Gene Ontology annotation, biological process: sphingolipid biosynthetic process; very long-chain fatty acid biosynthetic process; fatty acid elongation. Gene Ontology annotation, molecular function: 3-hydroxyacyl-CoA dehydratase activity. The record is from RefSeq and is a predicted model, not a curated record.